UUUAAAGACAUUUCUCUGUCGAGACAAAUUUAAAUCAAGGUUUCUCUGUCAGCGGAGUUUAAAGGAAGAAUUCACUGGCAUUCGUCAGAUAAAGGAGGAACAGCACAGGAAGAGGAGGAUGAACCUGAAACCUGGCUGGCUGCUGCUUCUCUCCUUCUCUGCCGCGGUCUGGUCAGUGCCUAUUGAUCGCGAUGGAGGAAACCAAGAAGUUAAACAGGAAGUGCAGGAGGAGAAUGCGGACACAGGCUUGUACUACGACAGGUAUCUCAGAGAGGUGAUCGAGGUUUUGGAAACAGACCCUCACUUCAGAGAGAAACUGCAGACAGCAAACACAGAGGACAUUAAGAACGGUCGUCUCAGUAAAGAGCUGGAUCUGGUCAGUCACCAUGUCAGGACUCGCUUGGAUGAGCUGAAGCGUCAGGAGGUUUCUCGUCUCAGGAUGCUGCUGAAGGCCAAACUGGACAGCACCAACACACAGAGUCUGCAGAUGGACCACGCCUCCCUGCUGAAGCAGUUUGAACAUCUGGAUCCACACAAUCAAAACACAUUUGAGGCCAAAGACCUUGAGCUGCUAAUCUCGACAGCCACCAAGGACCUGGAGAACUACGACGCAGAGAGACACGAGGAGUUCAAGCGUUAUGAGAUGCUAAAGGAGCACGAGAGGCGGGAGUACCUGAAGGGCCUGGACCAGGAGAAGAGGGAGAAAGAAGAGAAGAGAAUGCAGGAACUGAAAGAAAAACACCGCCAGCACCCCAAAGUCAAUGCUCCGGGUAGUAAAGCUCAGCUGCGGGAAGUCUGGGAGGAGACGGACGGACUGGACCCACAAGAGUUCAACCCUAAAACCUUUUUCAAACUGCAUGAUACAAAUGAAGAUGGAGUUUUAGAUGAGCAGGAGCUGGAGGCUCUCUUCACUAAGGAGCUGGAGAAGGUCUACGACCCAAAGAACGAGGAGGACGAUAUGAUGGAGAUGGAGGAGGAAAGACUGAGGAUGAGGGAGCAUAUCAUGAACAACGUGGAUACAAACAAGGACCGGCUCGUCAGCCUGGAGGAGUUCCUCAAAUCCACCGAGAAGAAGGAGUUCAAUAAUCCCAAAGAGUGGGAGACUCUGGACGCCAAGCCGGUGUACACGGAGGAGGAGCUCCAGCGAUUUGAGGCCGAGCUCCGGGACAAAGAAGAGGAGCUGAGGAGGAGGGCGGAGACUCUGCGUCAGGAGCAGGAGCUGCUGAAGGAGAGAGGCAAAGCGCUGGAGGCCCAGAAGAGAGAGUACCAGCAGGCAGUAUUAGAGAUGUCCCAGAGACAGAAGGAACAGCAGGCAGCAGCCGGGCAGCCUCCUGCAGGUCCUAAUGGAGAACUACGGUUUCAGCCAGAGACACAUAAACCUGAAGAUAAAAAGGCAAAAGCCCCAGAUGAUCACGAAGGCGAAGCCCAGAAUAAUCUGCCUGCUGAGCCUCCACAGAAUCUGCCUUUACACACUUAAUGCACCACGCUCUGACAGCCUUACUCACACACACACACUCACACACACACACACACUCACACACACAUAUAUUCUGAUUUGCACUGACACAGAUAUCCAGAUGGGUUCUGCAAACUGAAUUAUGUGAACUGUUCGUAUAAAUUCCGACAGACUUGGCUCGUGAAUCAUGACACGUUGUACCGUGUGUUCAUUUCUGUGGACGUUACAUUAGACUAAAGAACUCAAAACAACAGAUAUCUCAUGUAUGUAUUUUCAGAAAUCUUCCAUUACUGUGAAGUUUUCAUUCACGCAGGAGAUUAAGUGUAAAACCACAAACACCUUCAAAUAAAAUCUUAAUUUAAAACCUCUAAA
Molecule: messenger RNA, 1828 nt
Organism: Toxotes jaculatrix (banded archerfish)
Lineage: Eukaryota; Metazoa; Chordata; Actinopteri; Toxotidae
Gene: nucb1
Product: nucleobindin 1
Exons: 13
Coding region: 119-1477 (452 amino acids)
Cellular component (GO): extracellular exosome; endoplasmic reticulum-Golgi intermediate compartment
Molecular function (GO): calcium ion binding
Source: RefSeq, a predicted model, not a curated record